Molecule: messenger RNA, 905 nt
Organism: Neltuma alba
Lineage: Eukaryota; Viridiplantae; Streptophyta; Magnoliopsida; Fabales; Fabaceae
Exons: 2
Coding region: 111-593 (160 amino acids)
Source: RefSeq, a predicted model, not a curated record
UCACACUCUGUCUCUCUCACCCCCUUUCCUCUCUCCGGCGGCCCCCAAAAAAACUUCGCUUAAACCUCAAAUUCCCUCCUUUCUCUUUUUUUAUUUGGUGGCCAGCAGGUAUGGCUUUCUUUAACACUCUACUCUUCGCAGUGUUCCUCUUCAUUUCUCUCGCCUCUCUCUCUUCUUCAUCCUCCCCUUCCAUUCACGAUCUCCUCCGGUCCAAGGGUUUGCCGGCGGGUCUCCUGCCGGAGGAGGUAAAGUCCUACACCUUAUCGGAGGACGGACUGUUAGAGGUCUUUCUCCAGGGGCCCUGCUUGACGAAAUACGAGAACAGAGUCCUCUUCGAAAGCGUGGUGAGAGCUAACCUCACUUAUGGCAGCCUUAUUGGAGUCGAGGGUCUGUCUCAGGAAGAGCUUUUUCUGUGGCUACCUGUUAAAGAUAUCAUAGUGGAUGAUCCCAAGUCAGGUUUGAUUCUCUUCGACAUUGGGGUCGCUCACAAACAGCUCUCCCUCUCUCUCUUCGAAGAUCCACCUCACUGCAAGCCCCAAGGUGAGUUGAGGAAUCAUGUGAGGAAGGAGAAAGGAUUCGAGGCGGUGAGAUAGAAAAGAUGCAGACCACUCUGGCUUGAGGAAUCGGUUAUUGUCUUUUUCUCUGUCUUGUUCAUAUAUAGUUUUCGCCUUUGAGUUUUCAGUGUGAAAGUAGGUUUGGUGUUAUAUAGCAGCAGAGAAAGCCGAGAGCUUGUAAGGAGAGAGAGAGAGAGAGAGAGAGAAGCAAAACGCCGGAAUCCCAAUGUCCUAAUCAAAUUAUAAGUUCUGAUCUUCAUGGUUGUGUUGGAUGUUCAGUUGCUGUGAUAUGAGUGGAGAUGAGUAAGAAAGCAAAGAAUCAAGUAUAUAUCUAUACUAAGUUUUGAUAAA